CAGCGGCGGUCUCAUGCAGCUCCUAUGAGGCCCCUGUCGCCGGUCGGCGAUGUCCGGCUGGACUUGUCACCGCCGCCGCUGCCGGCUGUGAGCGGGUCUCCGGUUGGGUCCUCCGGGCGUCUCAUGGCCGCUAGCAGCUCCCUGGUGCCUGACCGGCUGCGUCUGCCGCUCUGCUUCCUCGGUGUCUUUGUCUGCUAUUUCUACUAUGGGAUCCUGCAGGAAAAGAUAACAAGAGGAAAGUAUGGGGAGGGAGCCAAGCAGGAGACCUUCACUUUUGCCUUAACUUUGGUCUUCAUCCAGUGUGUGGUCAAUGCUGUGUUUGCCAAGAUCUUGAUCCAGGUUUUCGACACUGCCAGGGUGGACCGUACUCGGAGCUGGCUCUACGCUGCGUGUUCUGUCUCCUAUCUGGGUGCUAUGGUCUCCAGCAACUCAGCACUACAGUUCGUCAACUACCCAACGCAGGUGAAACCUCAGGGUGGGGUGAGGGCUGGCUCAGAAGUUCAAAAGGAUGAAAGAGUCUUCCUUCAGGUCCUUGGUAAAUCCUGCAAGCCCAUCCCAGUCAUGCUCCUUGGAGUGACCCUCUUGAAGAAGAAGUACCCAAUGGCCAAGUACCUGUGUGUGUUGCUAAUUGUGGCUGGAGUGGCCCUUUUCAUGUACAAACCCAAAAAAGUAGUCGGGAUAGAAGAACACACAAUUGGCUAUGGAGAGCUGCUCCUGCUCUUGUCUCUAACCCUGGAUGGACUGACUGGUGUUUCCCAGGACCACAUGCGAGCUCACUACCAAACAGGCUCCAACCACAUGAUGCUGAACAUCAACCUUUGGUCGACACUGCUGCUGGGAGCUGGAAUCCUGUUCACCGGGGAGCUCUGGGAGUUUUUGAGCUUUGCCGAAAGGUACCCUACCAUCAUCUAUAACAUCCUCCUCUUUGGCCUGACUAGUGCCCUGGGCCAGAGCUUCAUCUUCAUGACAGUUGUGUAUUUUGGUCCCCUGACCUGCUCCAUCAUCACCACAACUCGAAAGUUCUUCACCAUUUUGGCCUCUGUGAUCCUCUUCGCCAACCCCAUCAGCCCCAUGCAGUGGGUGGGCACCGUGCUGGUGUUCUUGGGUCUUGGUCUUGAUGCCAAGUUUGGGAAGGGAGCCAAGAAGACAUCCCACUAGGAAGAGAGAGACUACCUCCACUCCAAGAAUAUUUAAGUUAUUUUCUCCAACAGUGACAUCUCUUGGGAAAAUGGACAUAAUAGAGAUAAAGGACUAGGUUUCAGUCUG
Molecule: messenger RNA, 1266 nt
Organism: Budorcas taxicolor (takin)
Lineage: Eukaryota; Metazoa; Chordata; Mammalia; Artiodactyla; Bovidae
Gene: SLC35B1
Product: solute carrier family 35 member B1
Exons: 9
Coding region: 25-1158 (377 amino acids)
Biological process (GO): UDP-galactose transmembrane transport
Cellular component (GO): Golgi membrane; endoplasmic reticulum membrane
Molecular function (GO): UDP-galactose transmembrane transporter activity; UDP-glucose transmembrane transporter activity
Source: RefSeq, a predicted model, not a curated record